Aspergillus ibericus CBS 121593 is the source of this 582-nucleotide messenger RNA. Its product is annotated as Hsp20/alpha crystallin family protein. NCBI's taxonomy places the organism in Eukaryota, Fungi, Ascomycota, Eurotiomycetes, Eurotiales, Aspergillaceae. The record is from RefSeq and is a predicted model, not a curated record. The transcript has a single exon. Bases 1 to 582 code for a protein of 193 amino acids. Gene Ontology annotation, biological process: protein folding; protein complex oligomerization; response to salt stress.
AUGGCUUUCUUUCCUCGAUUCACUGGUGACUUCUCACCCUUGUUCCAACUUCUGGACGACUACGAUGUUCACCGCUCCAGCCGCCCGAAAAACAGAAAGGUCACGCCUGUCCGCUCUUUCACCCCGAAAUUUGAUGUUUACGAGGUGAACGAUGUAUAUCACCUCGAUGGCGAACUGCCGGGGGUCGAGCCAAGCAACAUAGAAAUCGAGUUCUCCGAUCCACACACCCUUGUCAUCAAAGGUCGUGUAGAGAAGAACAAUGUGCCGACGCCUCUGGCGACGGCUCAAACUUCGGCCAUAAAGCCACACCAGCCAACGGUCGAAGAUGAGAAUGAAUCAGAAGACAAGGAAAUGGUUAGCUCCUCAGACAACAGUUCCGCGCAGUUGGACGCACAGGAGCAACCCGAGCCGGCCUGCAAAUACUGGGUUUCCGAGCGCCAGACUGGCGAAUUUUACCGCAUGUUCACCUUUCCCACGAGAGUCCAUCAGGAUGCAGUCAAAGCCAACCUGACAAACGGCAUCUUGUCCCUGCUGGUUCCAAAGGAGCCUGUUCCUCAAGUCAAGAAGAUUCGCCUCGAGUAA